Trypanosoma theileri is the source of this 483-nucleotide messenger RNA. Its product is annotated as BES15S03c. Gene Ontology annotation, molecular function: metalloendopeptidase activity. The record is from RefSeq and is a predicted model, not a curated record. Gene Ontology annotation, biological process: proteolysis; cell adhesion. The annotation marks the transcript as partial. The transcript has a single exon. Lineage: Eukaryota; Euglenozoa; Kinetoplastea; Trypanosomatida; Trypanosomatidae. Gene Ontology annotation, cellular component: membrane.
AUGAGAAAACAUUACAACUGUGAGGUGGAACUCGUUACCGGCAUGUACAUGGAGGAAGAGGGUAAUGGUCCCAGCAAGUUCCACUGGGAACGAAGGAUUGCGAAGGAUGAAUUGAUGAGUCCGUACACGGAAGAACCUACUGGCAUGUACAACACUAAUCUGACACUUGGAGCAUUCCAUUCCAUGCCCUUCUACAAGGCACACUCCUUGGCUAUGCCGGCCACCUCAACGUGGUGCCAAGGUCCAGUACUUCGUAUUGUCGGAGGAAGCCAAGAGCCAGCGACGUUUUUCUUCUGGAAGACCCGUUGGCCCUUAGGCUACGGCGUUAGACAGCACCGGGACCAGCCGUGUCGUGCUGGGGCAGAAAUAUAUCCAAGAAGGUCCUGGGGCACGUGUCGACGUGCUAUCAGCAGUAUCACCCGCACCAGGUUGCUGCUGAGUGGUGAUGUAGAGGAAAAUCCCGGCCCUUCACUGCGUGGAAUG